This is a messenger RNA of Laetiporus sulphureus 93-53, 2535 nucleotides long. RefSeq names its product SET domain-containing protein. Gene Ontology annotation, cellular component: chromatin; nucleus; chromosome. The coding region runs from base 1 to 2535 and encodes 844 amino acids. Gene Ontology annotation, biological process: regulation of DNA-templated transcription. The record is from RefSeq and is a predicted model, not a curated record. Lineage: Eukaryota; Fungi; Basidiomycota; Agaricomycetes; Polyporales; Laetiporaceae. The transcript is spliced from 12 exons. Gene Ontology annotation, molecular function: histone H3K36 methyltransferase activity; protein binding.
AUGAAGGCUGAAGUUGCCAAUGGAGGUGCCAUCGGCGUCAAGGCAGCGGAUGUCGUCAAACGCGAGGACAUCGACGACGAAGUGGGAGCGAGUUACAAUUCUCACAGCGCAUCUGCGGAGCGCAAGCAAGAACACGACAUAGUAAAGCAGGAGGUCCUCCGCCCCUCUGUUACCCCUCCCGUCUCUUCCAAGAAGGUCAAACCGGAACCACAGUUGAUUGGGCAUCUACCUCGCGCUGAAGAAGCUGCCCUACUCAUGUUCGUCGAGAUUGAGGAGAAUCGCUAUCAGUACGGUACUUUGGGACGGUCCCGGGAGGCGUUGGAGAGCAUGACAUGCGAUUGCGUGUAUGAGUAUGGCGUUGACGACCCUAUCGACGCUUGCGGCCAUGGGUCGGACUGCAUCAACCGCCUCACCCAGGUCGAAUGUCUACCUGACGACUGCAAGUGUCGCUCCUACUGUCAGAAUCAACGAUUCCAACGGAGGCAGUACGCCCCCAUCGAGAUCGUCCAGACGGAGAAGAAGGGCUAUGGUCUUCGAGCCGCUCAAGACCUUCCGAAGGACACAUUCAUCUACGAGUACAUUGGUGAUGUUAUCAGCCAGCCGUCUUUUCUCAAGCGUAUGCGACAAUACGCGGAAGAGGGCAUUCGCCAUUUCUACUUCAUGAUGCUCCAGAAGGAUGAGUUCAUCGAUGCGACGAAGCGCGGAGGCAUCGGUCGCUUCGCUAACCAUAGCUGCAACCCCAAUUGCUAUGUGGCGAAGUGGACAGUCGGGCAUCACGUGCGCAUGGGAAUAUUCGCCAAUCGGAAUAUCAGGAAGGAUGAAGAGCUCACCUUCAACUACAAUGUGGAUCGAUAUGGCCACGACGCGCAACCAUGUUACUGUGGAGAGCCAAACUGCGUCGGUUUCAUUGGCGGAAAGACUCAGACGGACAUUGCGGCCAUGGAUGAUCUCUACCUUGAUGCCCUUGGUAUCUCUGAGGAGGUAGCUACGUUGGGAUUGAAGGGUAACAAGAAGAGGAAGAGCAAGAAGCUGGACGAGGAUUUCAUCCCUACAUUGAGACCAUUGGUCGAGAAGGAUGUACCCAAGGUCGUACAGGCAAUGCGUCAAACGCAGAGCAGGAAGGUCUUGGUCAAGCUACUGAUGCGCAUUAAGCUGACGGAGGACCUAUCUCCUUUGCGGCAAAUCAUGCGACUGCGAGGUUUCUCCGUCAUGACUAAUGUCCUUGAGGAUUACGGUGACGAUGUUGAAAUGUCUACAUUAGCCAUCGAGUGCAUGAUGACGUGGCCGUUACUUCAACGCAACAAGGUAGAGGACUCGAAGGUGAACAUGCCUGUGGAAGUAUGCGCCAAGUCAGAUAAUCAAGCACUUGCAGAGCUAGCGCAGAAGCUGCUCGCGCAAUGGGAGAAUCUCGAAUAUGCAUACCGCAUACCCAAGCGUCUGAAGGCAGACGGUGAAGAGGAGGAUCCGCCGUCAUCCAUCCUCAAUCUUGCUCGUGAGGACCGUGAAAGCACGCGAGAGAGCAAGCGCUUCAAGUAUGAGUCAAUGUACGAGGAGCAUGAGUUCCGAUUGCGAAGUCCAAGCUUGCUUCCAAAAUCCGGCUUGUCGCUGUCUGCGACUUUGCCUCCGGUAUUACCUGAGAAGGAGGAUACAACUGAGGUCGAACGAGCGAUGGUCCGUCAAGCGCAGGCACAGCAGAUCACCGCCAUCAUCGCCCAGGCAUCUGCCAAAGCCGCCGCUGAGGCACUGGCCGCUGCGGCAGCAAAGGCGGAGGCGGAGAAGAAGGAGGCGGAUGAGGCUGCUCAGCGCGAGGCGAGAAAGAGCCCCAGCAAGCACGCGAAGUUGUCUAAAGAAGAGAAGGAGGCAAAUAAGGAGAAACGUCUCUUGAAGCUUGUCGGCAACGUGGUCGUGAAGUGCAUGUCCAAGCAUCAGAAGCAGAUGAGCCAUGAUCAAUUCAAGAAGCAUGCCAAAGAACUGACGCACAUCAUCGCCGAGAAGGAGAAGAAGUCCUCGAGUUACCGAGAGGGCAAACUCGACGCGCUCUCCGAGGAGAAGACGGUCAAGAUCAAGAAGUUCGCAAAGGAGUACAUCGCGAAGGUCCUGCGUAAGCUCGAGAAGCCUGACGAUCGACGUGCGUCUGGAUCUAGGUCAAAGCCAUCGUCGACGGCCAACGAUAGCUCGUCCGUGGCGGCAUCAUGUUCAGGUUCAAUUCUGGCACCGGAUGAGUCCAUGCCGGUCAUAUCUGUGGACGACAUGAUGGAUAUCGACGGGAGCGACCACGAGGAGGACGAGGGGCACGAUCAAGACAUGGCCGAUGGCGAGGGCGAGGUCGACUCGCCUGAUCAGCAUGACUCUCCGCCCGAGUCGGUCAGCCCUGAAUCCACGCCUCUACCGCCACAGCGGGAAGAGCGCAGAGCGCUUGUGCAUACUGUGUCUGACCCGCGCUUGCGCCAUCGGACCGAGGAGAGUGGGUGGGACCCACAUCAAGAUAACUUAGCUGUACUGCCUGGGCCGAGCGCUGUCUCUGUAGGCUCGUAG